Molecule: messenger RNA, 2023 nt
Organism: Phragmites australis (common reed)
Lineage: Eukaryota; Viridiplantae; Streptophyta; Magnoliopsida; Poales; Poaceae
Product: COBRA-like protein 6
Exons: 6
Coding region: 400-1737 (445 amino acids)
Biological process (GO): cellulose microfibril organization; plant-type cell wall cellulose biosynthetic process
Cellular component (GO): plasma membrane
Source: RefSeq, a predicted model, not a curated record
GAUCACCAACCAACGUUGCUUCGGCAGGGAGAAACUAAACUGUAAGCAACCGGUAGAAAGACGCUCGCGCAGCAGCUGGAGCAGGCCACGUACGUCUCGUAGCGGUUCAUCACUAGCUGCGCGCGCGCGUACGCGCCGUGCGUUGCAGCGGCCGCGCGGUCGAUGAGUCACCGUGAAGGAACCAGCCCAACCAAUGGUGCCAGAGCAGCGAGGUUGGUGGCGCUUUGCCAUCGCGGCCGGCGCCGCCGUUGGCUGCCAAGCAAGCUUCCUGCCGAACCCAUCACUGCGCCUCCUUCGCGUUAAAGACCCUCUCGCGCGCCACUCACCCGAUGCACGUCCUGCUAGUCUAGUGUAGCCGUGGUGGUGUUCUUGCACGCCGUUCGUUGCGACUCGGCAGAAAUGGAGCUGCGCUGCUCCGUGCUGGUCCUGUCCCUCGCCGCCGCGCUCUCCGUCGCUGCGGCUUACGACCCGUUGGACCCGAGCGGGAACAUUACCAUCAAAUGGGACAUCAUGUCGUGGACACCUGAUGGCUAUGUCGCGGUGGUGACGAUCAACAACUUCCAGAUGUACCGGCACAUCAUGGCGCCGGGGUGGACGGUGGGGUGGACGUGGGCGAAGAAGGAGGUGAUCUGGUCCAUGGUCGGCGCGCAGGCGACGGAGCAGGGCGACUGCUCCCGCUUCAAGGGCAACAUCCCGCACUGCUGCAAGCGGACCCCCGCCGUCGUCGACCUGCUUCCCGGCGUGCCCUACAACCAGCAGAUCGCCAACUGCUGCCGGGGCGGCGUCAUCGCCGCCUACGGCCAGGACCCCGCCGCCGCCGUCGCCGCGUUCCAGGUCAGCGUCGGCCAGGCCGGCACCACCAACCGUACCGUCAAGGUGCCCAAGAACUUCACGCUCCUCGGCCCCGGCCCCGGGUACACCUGCGGCCCCGCCAAGAUCGUCCCGUCCACCGUCUUCCUCACCCCCGACCGCCGCCGCAAGACACAAGCUCUCAUGACAUGGAACGUGACGUGCACGUACUCGCAGCACCUGGCGUCCAAGUAUCCGUCGUGCUGCGUCUCCUUCUCCUCCUUCUACAACGACACCAUCGUGCCCUGCGCCAAGUGCGCGUGCGGCUGCGAGCACAAGAGCUGCGUCCAGGGCGACUCGAAGCGGCUGUCGGUGACGGGGAAGCACGCGCACGCGCACGCGGCGGCGGCGCGUGGGCACAGGGACAGGGAGGCGCCGCUGCUGCAGUGCACGACGCACAUGUGCCCCGUGCGCGUGCACUGGCACGUCAAGCUCAACUACAAGGAGUACUGGCGCGCCAAGAUCGCCAUCACCAACUUCAACUACCGCAUGAACUACACCCAGUGGACGCUCGUCGCCCAGCACCCCAACCUCGACAACAUCACCGAGGUCUUCAGCUUCGACUACAAGCCCGUCGUCGCCUACGGAUCCAUCAAUGACACGGCGAUGUUCUACGGGCUCAAGUUCUUCAACGACCGGCUGAUGGAGGCGGGGCCGUACGGGAACGUGCAGUCGGAGGUGCUGAUGCGCAAGGACGCCAGCACCUUCACAUUCAAGCAGGGGUGGGCGUUCCCGCGCAAGGUCUACUUCAACGGCGACGAGUGCCGGAUGCCGCCGCCGGAUGUGUACCCGUACCUGCCCAACUCAGCCCCGCCGGCCGCCGUGGCGUCGCUGGGCGCCGCGGUGGCAGCCGUCGUGGCGUUCUUGGUGCUGUUCAUCAUGGCAUGAGCAUGAGAACAGAACACAACAGAUCAGUCUAGUGCUAGAACUUGCAGCAGGGAAAAAAAAUGUUUUUUUUCUCUCGUGUAGAUAGAAUGCUUUGGGUUUCAAGAUUGGUUUGGAUGUUUUGAACACACUGAAAAACGCAAGUUUUUGUUUCUUUUCAUCAAAUGGAGGGGGCACGGGCAUAAUUUUGAAAGAGAUAUCUGUGCAGCACAAUCAGGCAUUUUGCAUCUCAUGUCAGAUAACUGAAGUCAUACAGCUCUCUUAUUCAGUGUUGUCUUCAGUGAUGUUG